This is a messenger RNA of Ciona intestinalis (vase tunicate), 1027 nucleotides long. The record is from RefSeq and is a predicted model, not a curated record. Lineage: Eukaryota; Metazoa; Chordata; Ascidiacea; Phlebobranchia; Cionidae.
AUGUAUUCUAAUGUAAUGGUUGAUCGUCCCUAUGCAGCAUAUGAUCCAAGGGCAAGUCUAACAGCUCACGUAUCGUUUCUUCAAGGACACCAACAACCCAUUGAUUCCAAGUCUUACCCGAUGGCUAAUCAUCCAAGUGCGUCAUAUUACCCAGGAUAUGAGAUGAUUCCUCAUUUUGCUCAAUCCUUGGAGUCUCACCUUCAAGAAAUGCACAAUUCCAACAGUAGAGAAAAUUUUCAUCCAGUAAGAAAAUCCAAAGGUUUUAAAGCGAAGUACAAAUUGGUGAAUCAUAUUCGAGUUCAUACUGGGGAGAAACCAUUUGUUUGCCCUUUUCCUGAUUGUGGAAAAACGUUUGGAAGAAGCGAGAAUUUAAAGAUCCAUCAAAGAACUCACACAGGUGAACGACCUUUUCCUUGCAAAUUUCCCGGAUGUGAAAGACGGUUUGCAAACAGUUCCGAUCGUAAGAAGCAUAGUUAUAUGCACAACACUGAAAAACUUUAUGCGUGUAAGUACGAAGGUUGCGACCGAAGCUACACUCAUCCAAGUUCACUACGUAAGCACAUACGUAUGCAUGAAUCCAAUGGUGACGUAAUCGACAACGGAUCCAAUCAUUCUCCCACGAGUUCGUGUGGUUCAGUCGAAGAUGUAGCUCGAAAACAAAACUCCGUUGAAAAUAAUUUUGUUCAGACGUAUUUACCUCCACGAUUUACGUCAUCACCGAUUCAUGCACCUUUAGCCACGUAUGAUGCUUCAGAAAGUUUGAAACAAAAGUUUCCCCCUAUUGAGAAGCAAGCUAAAUUCACAGAAAAUUUUAUAAACCACGGACAAGAUAUGACAUCAUCUCUACCUCAAUUAAACUUGAACACAGCUUCAACCGAAGAUUGUUACAACAAUUACUAUAUACCUCAAAUAUCUAAUGUAACUUAUAAAUCUUCUUUUUCUCCUGUCUCGUUUCAAUUACCUUCGCAUUUUGUCGCUUAAACAUUUUUACGUAUUGUUUUUUUAUUAAUAAAAAUACCCUUCAACC